AUGGUUCCGAACCCCUCCCUCGAGCCUCGCAAGGCAUAUCCUCCAAAGCCUGUUCCCAUAGGUGGUGAUGUGACUUCGGUCAUUGUCUCCCUUGCCGCUGUCUCAAUCUUAUCUGUCUUUCUUUUCCAGAGAAUCACGGCUGUUCGAUCAUGGUCAAGGCUACCGUUCGUUGCUUGGCUCGUCCUUAUCAUUUACGUUGACUCUUAUGGCUUCGUUUUCACCUCUGCCAUGCUUCAGCAAGUCUUUAAUAUCAACAGUGGCUUCAACAUCUGCCAUGGAGCCAUUUUACUUUGUCUGAUUUGCUAUGUGACAACCAAGAUUCUCAUCUAUGUCUUCCUUGUUGAGAAAGCACAUGUCAUUCGAAGCUCUCAAACGCCAAGAAGGAACUCAAAGCUCUACCUCUUUAACAUGAUCACUCUUCUCGGUGGAUAUGGAGUAGUUGUUGUUCUUAACUUCAUCUUCCGUAUCGCUAGGAUCGUGAACGGAGAGUGUUUUAUCGGCAUGAAGAAGGUCUCGAUGAUUCCACUUAUCGCGUUCGAUGCUGUGGUUAACGUCUACCUAACUAUCCUUUUCCUCAUUCCUCUUAAGAACCUCUAUUCGUUCAAGAGCCUACCAAAGACUCACGCCCACUCUCGCCUUCGCAGCGUUGCCUUUCGUACUUUUGUUGGUGCAUGCUGCACCUUGACAAGCAGUAUUGUGAAUUUGACUGUGCUAAUGGUCAUGAAUGGCGAGCCUGGUUGGGUGUGUUUAAUGUGUUGCAACAGCGAUGUUCUCUUUUCGGCCAUCGUUGUUCAAUGGGUUACUUCUCGCGAUAGCGCUGGUUCCUCCAGUCAACCACCCUCAGCCGCUGUCAUGGACGGCAGCUACAUUGGUAGACGUGCUUCUAUGGCCCAUCCUACCAGUUCAAUGCACGCCCCCAGCGUUCCCAACAUGUCUCACGACAUCGAUGACGAGAUAUCUCUUGUCGGUCCUACCAUUACCUCCUCGACCGAUGGACCCGAAUUUGAAAUGAACAAGGUUCAUUCAGGAAGUAACAGCGGUGUUAUUGUUACAACAACUAUCCAUCGCCUGAGCCGACCCACAAACGAACGGAAGGAAAGCAGUGAAGAUGACUUCACGGUUGGGGAACAGGGGCAGGACUUUCCGUUGCGGGCGGUAGCCUUUGCUCCAGGCCAUCACGAAAUAACCGAGCCACCACGAACACGUAUUCAAGGGGGCGCCAGACCUCAACACUCAAAGACACCUUCAUUCUCACGACCGAUGAAAUAA
Molecule: messenger RNA, 1269 nt
Organism: Fusarium sp. VM40
Lineage: Eukaryota; Fungi; Ascomycota; Sordariomycetes; Hypocreales; Nectriaceae
Source: the annotation of a GenBank genome assembly